UCUCUAAGACACUUUCUUGUCUUUUUUGGAAUUAUAAAGUAGAAUGGUGGGUAGUAGAUUUUCAUUACAAGAAAACACAAUAAUCAAAAGAUUUCGUCUUGUCUCAAAUAUUCUACCUAUCAAGUUUGCAUUUGCAAAAUCACGCGUCAUUAAUUGUCUUUAUUUUUGGAUCGCCAUUGCCAACCACCACCAAGAACUCAGAGCCAAACAUCUUCAGAAUCAUCGAGAACUCGGAAUUGGAUUUUGUUUGUCUUGAAACUUAGCAAAGAUGAAGUUUGGGAAGGAAUUAGCUUCCCAAAUGGUGCAAGAAUGGCAGGCAGCAUACGUGGAUUACAACGAACUCAAGAAACUGCUGAAAGAUCUCUUGAGGUUCAGAAAGAAUCACGCAUUGCCAUCAUCCCCUGGCCCUGCGGCCCGUCAACGCUCCCUGACGAGGAGGCUAACCAUGUACAGGGCAUUCAGCGGGCUGACUGGCCUGAGGGGAUCCCCGAGGAAGAGUGAGGAUGAAGUGAUAUUGGUGAGUGCGGUGGAGCAAGAGGGCUCUGAUUAUUAUUACCAGACCAUGUUUUUGAGGUCAUCGGAAGAAGGCGGAGAAUACGAGCUCAUGUUCUUCAGGAAACUGGAUGCGGAGUUCAAUAAAGUGGUGAAGUUUUAUAAGGGAAAGGUGGAGGAAGUGAAGAGAGAGGCGGAGGAGCUGAGCAAACAGAUGGACGCACUUAUUGCUUUGAGGAUAAGGGUGGAGAAGCCUUAUGUGGGAGAGGGAUUUGUUCCGGCAGAAGUCAGGGUUGCAGCAACUGCUGGGAACUCAGCUCCUGCAACUGUUAUUGCAUCAGUCAAUGGUGUGAAGCAAGGAGGACUACGAAUGGAUGUAAUCCAAGAAGUUGAGAUGAGCACUGAGGGCAAUUCUGUAGGUGAACAGGUGAGCGCCGAGAAGAACAGGAAGGACGGUCGAAGCUUUAGGCCUGCUUCUAUAGAUGUUUUGGAUCAUGUAAAAAUAAACGUUGAUCCCGACACUCCAGUCUCGACUUUAAGAAAUGUUAUCAAGAGUUCAAAAUCAGACCCAUCAUUCAGCAAGGAGGAGCUGACAAAAGCAGAAGAAAAAUUGAGGAAGGCCUUCAUCGAAUUUUACCAACAGCUUCGACUUCUGAAAAGCUACUGUUUCUUGAAUAUGCUUGCACUCUCCAAGAUCAUGAAGAAGUAUGACAAGAUCACUUCAAGGAGUGCUUCAAAAUCUUACUUGGAGAUGGUUGACAAAUCUUAUCUUGGCACCUCUGACGAGGUUAACAAACUCAUAGAAAGACUAGAAGCCACAUUCAUCAAGCACUUUGCAAAUGGCAAUCGCAGAAAAGGAAUGAAAUCUUUGAGGCCGGGACAUAAAAAGGAGAGACACAGAACAACGUUUUUCCUUGGUCUUUUUACUGGUUGCUCAAUAGCACUGGUUGCUGCUAUUAUUGUCUCCAUACAUGCCCGGAAUCUUCUUAAUCAUGAGGGACGAGGGCAGUACAUGGAUAAUAUAUUUCCACUCUACAGCUUGUUUGGAUUCAUUGUCCUACACAUGAUCAUGUAUGGAUCAAACACAUACCUUUGGAGGCGAUUCAAAGUCAACUACCCCUUUAUAUUUGGAUUUAAACCAGGAACAGAAUUAGGUUUUAGAGAGGUUUUCCUCCUUGCUUCUGGCCUUUCUGUACUUGCAUUAGCUGCUGUACUUUCAAACCUCGACAUGGAGAUGGAUCCAAGAACACAAAGUUUUGAAGCACUAACAGAACUGGUUCCUCUAGGCCUAGUCACUGUUGUGCUUCUUAUAACCUUCUGUCCUUUCAACAUCAUUUACCGUUCAAGCCGCUUUUUUCUCCUUCGGUGCGCAUGGCACUGUAUUUGUGCCCCGCUGUACAAGGUUACUCUUUCUGAUUUCUUCUUGGCAGACCAGUUAACAAGCCAGGUUCAGGCUUUCAGAAGUUUGCAAUUCUAUGUUUGCUACUACGGGUGGGGAGACUUCAAAAAACGAUCAAACAGGUGCCUCGAAAGCAAUGUAUAUGAAGUUCUAUAUAUUGUCAUCGCCAUCAUCCCUUUCUGGUCACGGGCCCUUCAGUGCCUUCGCCGCCUAUUUGAGGAGAAAGAUACCAUGCAAGGGCUAAACUGCCUAAAGUACUUCUCCACCAUAGUGGCGCUCGUCAUGAGGACAAUAUACGAUCUUAGGAGAGGACCGUUUUGGAAAGUCAUGGCGGCAUCAACCUCAGGAGUUACCACGGUCUAUAACACAUACUGGGACAUUGUCAUAGAUUGGGGUCUUCUGCAAAGGAAUGCCAGAAAUCCAUGGCUCAGAGAUAAGCUGUUGAUAUCAAACAAGGCUGUAUACUUUGUGGCAAUAGUAGUGAACAUUCUUCUAAGACUUGUAUGGAUGCAGCUGGUUCUUGAUUUCCAUGAAGCACCAUUUCUCCACAGGCGAGCCAUGGUUGCAGUGGUUGCCUGCUUGGAGAUACUCCGCCGUGGGAUAUGGAACUUCUUCAGGUUGGAGAACGAGCACUUCAACAACGUAGGCAGAUAUCGAGCAUUCAAAUCAGUACCCUUGCCAUUUCACUACGAAGAUGAAAAGAUUAUGUGACAGUACAUGAACACAUUACAGAUUCUUUGUAUACAGAAGAAAAUCACAUGAGAGUUGGAAUUCUUUUGCAUUGUUUAGAUUUCUUGAGAGAAGAGUGAGAGAUGUACAGACAAAUAAUGGUUAAUAUGAGGCUUUGUCGACAGUA
Sesamum indicum (sesame) is the source of this 2747-nucleotide messenger RNA. Its product is annotated as EXS (ERD1/XPR1/SYG1) family protein. Gene Ontology annotation, molecular function: inositol hexakisphosphate binding; phosphate transmembrane transporter activity. Lineage: Eukaryota; Viridiplantae; Streptophyta; Magnoliopsida; Lamiales; Pedaliaceae. Gene Ontology annotation, biological process: phosphate ion transport; cellular response to phosphate starvation. Gene Ontology annotation, cellular component: cytoplasm; plasma membrane; trans-Golgi network. The record is from RefSeq and is a predicted model, not a curated record.